UUUCGGCAACACUGCGUUAUUGAUUAGAUUAGUCUUGUGUGAACACAUGGCAUGUGAAUACCACAUGUGUAUCAUCACAGUGAUAAAUAUCUUCACGAAAAAUACAAAAUUAUCAUACGCUGCCUCCCUUUUUGGAUCUUUCCAACAUUAAAUUAAAACGUCAUUGUUUGCUGACAACAAAAUUCAAAAUAUUGUAACAUGGCCUUGCGCUGGGGAAUCGUAAGUGCGGGCAAGAUUUGCCACGACUUCGUCACCGCCCUCCAAACUCUCCCAAAAUCUGAGCACCAGGUCGUGGCCGUGGCGGCUCGGGCGUUGCCAAGUGCCCAAAACUUUGCCCAAAGCCAUGGGAUUCCUAAAGCUUAUGAAGGUUACAUCAAAAUCGCUGAGGACAAAGAUGUUGACAUCGCGUAUGUUGGAACGCUCAAUCCGCAACAUUUCGAAGUUGCGAAAAUGAUGCUAGAGCAUGGCAAACACGUCCUGUGUGAGAAACCGCUCACGAUGAAUGAGAGACAAACGCGCGCGUUGGUGGAUAUUGCCAAAAGGAAGAAUUUGUUUCUGAUGGAAGCGAUUUGGAGUAGGUGCUUUCCAGCGUACCAGGAGUUGAGGAAGGUUUUGGAGUCGGGCAGUAUUGGGGAUGUGCUUCAAGUGAAUGCCAGUUUUGGGUUCAAUCUAUUAAAUGUUGAAAGACUGAGGUCGAAAGAACUAGGCGGUGGAACGAUUCUUGAUUUGUGUGUUUAUGUUUUGCAAUUUCAACAGUUGGUUUUCAAAGGCGCUACGCCGACGAAGGUGUUAGCUGUUGGUGGUUUGAACAGCGAAGGAACUGAUGAUUACACUAGUUCUCUGUGGACGUACCCCGGCGAUAAGGUCGCAAAUCUGACAACGUCAGCCAAAGCCCAAUACCCCAACGAAGCAGUGAUAGUCGGAACUAAAGGAAUAAUAAGAGUUCCAGAUUUUUGGUGCUGCACGGAGUUUAUUACUCCUGAAAGGACACACCGAUUUGAAUUGCCCAAAACUGAUAUUCACUUCAAUUUCCAUAAAAGCGUCGGCUUGUCAUAUGAGGCCCAACAUGUUAGGGAAUGCAUCAAAGCGGGUAAAACUGAAAGUCCCUAUUUGACUCAUGCGGAAUCAAUCCAGUUAGCCCAACACAUGGACACGCUACAAAAGUUAGUUGGAGUAGUUUUCCCGGCUGAUAACUAAAUUUGAUACCAAUAUUUUUGUACAAUACAAUAUCAAUAAACAGAUCAACCAA
Messenger RNA from Tribolium castaneum (red flour beetle), 1249 nucleotides. RefSeq names its product trans-1,2-dihydrobenzene-1,2-diol dehydrogenase. The record is from RefSeq and is a predicted model, not a curated record. Gene Ontology annotation, molecular function: nucleotide binding. Bases 199 to 1197 code for a protein of 332 amino acids. The transcript has 4 exons. NCBI's taxonomy places the organism in Eukaryota, Metazoa, Arthropoda, Insecta, Coleoptera, Tenebrionidae.